Messenger RNA from Notothenia coriiceps (black rockcod), 1832 nucleotides. RefSeq names its product RuvB-like AAA ATPase 2 (gene ruvbl2). Lineage: Eukaryota; Metazoa; Chordata; Actinopteri; Perciformes; Nototheniidae. The transcript has 14 exons. Gene Ontology annotation, molecular function: ATP hydrolysis activity; ATP-dependent activity, acting on DNA; ATP binding. The record is from RefSeq and is a predicted model, not a curated record. The coding region runs from base 78 to 1457 and encodes 459 amino acids.
UCGUCGGACAGACUUACCCUGCGUACCACUGGAAAGAAGCGCCGCAUUCUCACAUUUUCGCAAGUGUGGCUGCACAGAUGGCGACUACAAAGGUCCCAGAGGUCCGUGACAUCACACGGAUCGAGAGAAUCGGAGCACACUCUCACAUCCGUGGCCUUGGUUUGGAUGAUGCUUUGGAGCCAAGACAGGUGUCUCAGGGGCUGGUGGGCCAGCUGGCCUCCCGUCGGGCAGCGGGGGUCGUCCUGGAGAUGAUCAAAGAUGGCCACAUAGCUGGCAGAGCAGUUCUGAUCGCUGGCCAACCUGGCACAGGAAAGACUGCCAUUGCUAUGGGCAUUGCCCAGUCCCUUGGCCCUGAUACACCCUUCACAGCGAUGGCCGGCAGUGAGAUCUUCUCCCUGGAGAUGAGCAAGACCGAGUCACUCAGCCAAGCUUUCAGAAAAGCCAUCGGAGUGAGGAUCAAAGAGGAGACAGAGAUCAUUGAAGGAGAGGUGGUGGAGAUCCAGAUUGAUCGACCGGCCACAGGAACGGGUGCCAAGGUGGGCAAGCUGACUCUAAAGACUACUGAGAUGGAGACAAUAUACGACUUGGGAAACAAGAUGAUUGACAGUCUCAGUAAAGAGAAGGUUCAAGCAGGAGACGUUAUUACAAUUGACAAAGCCACUGGAAAAAUCAGCAAGUUGGGCCGCUCCUUCACCAGAGCCAGAGACUACGAUGCCAUGGGAGCUCAGACCCAGUUUGUUCAGUGUCCAGAGGGGGAGCUGCAGAAGAGGAAAGAGGUGGUCCACACGGUGUCCCUGCAUGAGAUCGACGUCAUCAACAGCCGCACACAGGGCUUCCUGGCGCUCUUCUCCGGAGACACCGGAGAGAUCAAGGCUGAAGUCCGCGAGCAGAUUAACGCCAAAGUGUGUGAGUGGAGGGAAGAGGGCAAGGCCGAGAUCAUCCCUGGGGUGUUAUUUAUCGAUGAGGUGCAUAUGCUGGACAUGGAGUGCUUCUCCUUCCUGAACCGUGCCCUGGAGAGUGACCUGUCCCCGGUUCUCAUUAUGGCAACCAACAGAGGCAUUACUCGCAUCCGUGGCACCAACUACCAGAGCCCUCAUGGCAUCCCCAUCGACCUGCUGGACCGCCUGCUCAUCAUCGCCACCUCCCCUUAUACUGAAAAAGAGACGAGGCAGAUCCUCAAGAUCCGGUGUGAGGAGGAGGAUGUGGAGCUGAGCGACGAGGCUCACACCGUCCUGACUCGCAUCGGCAUGGAGACGUCUCUGCGCUACGCCAUCCAGCUGAUCAGCACUGCUGGGCUGGUGUGUCGCAAACGCAAGGGGACAGAAGUCCAGGUGGAGGACAUCAAACGGGUUUACUCUCUGUUCCUGGAUGAGGCCAGAUCCUCUCAGUACAUGAAGGAGUAUCAGGAUUCCUUCCUCUUCAAUGAAACACAAGCCCCUACCAUGGAUACCUCAUAAUGAAGAUGAGUGCUUUGUUUUCUUACUCUGAAGUGUUUACGUUGUCGAUCGUCUCAGCGCUUGGAGUCAAUUCAAAACUGGACUGUGUCUAAAUUUGAAUUCAGCAUUGAACUACAUUAGGAAAGAAUUCAAAUGUAUAAAUUAAAUGAAUUCCUCUAUCUGUUCACCUCUGUUCACCUUUAGUUCUACAUUGUUUGAAUAAAAAAUGUUCACUGAAAUGUCUAGUUAAUUCUGAAUUUGCCACAAAUCUGUUCAUCAUCGAGGCCUUACGGCAGGAAUAUGCAUUCCUUCAGUGUUUUCUUUUUUUGUUGACUUGUCUUUACAUGGUUUAUUUUUAUGAAAAAUAUUAAACGGGCUUUUCUAAGCACACUUGGA